This is a messenger RNA of Populus nigra (black poplar), 1077 nucleotides long. RefSeq lists its product as uncharacterized. The record is from RefSeq and is a predicted model, not a curated record. The coding region runs from base 4 to 954 and encodes 316 amino acids. The transcript has 2 exons. NCBI's taxonomy places the organism in Eukaryota, Viridiplantae, Streptophyta, Magnoliopsida, Malpighiales, Salicaceae. Gene Ontology annotation, biological process: protein transport.
UCUAUGUUUUUCGGCAGAGCCUGGCAAUGCUUGCCUAUUGAUGUCAGCCAGGCAAUAGCAAACUUAAUAUUUGCUUCCUCAAGAUGUGGUGACCUGCCAGAGCUACACAUGCUGCGAAGCCUGUUUAAGAUUCGUUAUGGAAGCAAAUUUGAGACUACCAAUGUUGAAUUAUUGCCUGGAAAUCUUGUGGAUUCUAAGAUGAAACAGAACUUAUCUGUGAAUUCAGUGCCAGAGGAUGUAAAGCUAUGGCUAAUAAACGGAAUCUCUUAUGAGUACAAUAUUCAUCUGGGAUUUCAGGACUUUGGGCAUAGUUUCAGACCACAAUGGCAGGAGAAAGCUGAAGUUUUGGAUUUGGACAUCCAAGAUAUUUGCAGUGACAGCGAUGAGAGUUCCAUACCGUCUUCAAAACCCAGGACACCAACAACAACAAAGUCACUUUAUAAUGAUAUGGACAGAAGCAGUACUGAUAGUCUGGGUAGAAGUCAUAUCAAGACUAAAAAAAAUGAAGUUUUAAUAAGAAAUCUUGAAGCAUCAGCAACUAGCACUUCAUCUUAUGGUACCCUCCCGAUUCAUCAGACAUCUUUUAUCUAUCUUGAUGAUAUGGAAGUGAAGUCUUUGAGUCAAGGUCACAGCAGCAGUAAGAAAGCUCCUAGAAGUGUGGUAGACUCCUGGAAUAGCAGUACAAGCCCUAGUGUCAGUAACGUGACAAAAAGGCCAGCCAAGCCAAGGUUGGGUAAGAAACCUGUACCUCCUCCCUUGAGCAAUGAUCAUUACCGAAUUUCAGUCAAAGGUCGAAGUUCUUUAGAUAGUUCAAUCGAUGAUUGGAAAGCGCAAAGUGGAAGCUCAUCUAGCUCAAUCCAUGUCCACCCAAAGCUCCCAAACUAUGAAGAUGUAGUAGCUAAAUUUACAGAUAUCAAGGCAGAAUAUAGGCACCGCAAAAGCUUUUAUUAUUGAAAACUUAAAGAGGAUGUAUUGGCUAGACUUCUUGCUAUCACAUUUAUCAGCUGUCUAAUCUAAUGUCUUGUGGACUGUGGUAGGGUUUAAUGAAUAAAAAUGCAAAUCCUUCACACUAUCUAA